Molecule: messenger RNA, 1029 nt
Organism: Opisthocomus hoazin
Lineage: Eukaryota; Metazoa; Chordata; Aves; Opisthocomiformes; Opisthocomidae
Source: RefSeq, a predicted model, not a curated record
AUGGUGACUGCCAAGGUAUGGGUGCUGAAGAAUCAUUUUGAGGGUUUGCCCAAAAGCAGCGACUUUGACCUGAAACAGAUAGAGCUGCCAAACCUAAAGGACGGAGAGCUGCUGCUUGAAUCAGUGUUUCUCAGUGUUGAUCCGUACAUGAGACCUUACAGUCGAAGGUAUAUGAAGGAAGGGGAUGUAAUGAUAGGCACGCAGGUUGCCAGGGUUGUAGAAAGCAAGAAUCUGGCUGUCACAGUGGGGACUUUUGUUGUGGCUAAUAGUGGCUGGAGAACUCAUUUCAUCUCUGAUGGGAAAGACCUAGAACUCCUUCCUUCUAGCUGGCCAGAAUCGCUCCCCAGAUCUCUGGCUCUUGGAACAGUUGGCAUGCCAGGCCUCACUGCGUAUUUUGGUCUGCUGGAGGUCUGCAAGAUGAAGCCAGGCAAGACGGUGCUGGUUAAUGCUGCAGCUGGUGCUGUGGGCUCUGUGGUGGGGCAGCUCGCUAAAAUCGGGGGCUGCAAAGUAGUUGGCUGUGCUGGCUCAGAUGACAAGGUUGCCUAUCUGAAAAAAAUAGGCUUUGAUGAAGCCAUUAAUUACAAGACUGUUACAUCUCUGGAUGAAGCACUGCGUAAAGCCUCUCCUGAUGGCUACGACUGUUUCUUUGACAAUGUGGGUGGAGAAUUUGCCAGUAUUGCUGUUAACCAGAUGAAGAAAUACGGAAGGAUUGCAGUCUGUGGAGCCAUCUCUCAGUACAAUGAUUCCGUGCCUCAGAAAGGUCCUUACGUUCAGAUUCCAAUGAUCUUCAAAGAGCUUCGAAUGGAAGGGUUUAUUGUGACCCAAUGGAAGAACCGCCGUGAGGAAGGUCUGAAGGCACUGCUAAAAUGGGUCAUGGAGGGAAAAGUGAAGUUCCGUGAAACAGUAACUGAAGGAUUUGAGAACAUGCCAAUGGCUUUCAUUGGAGUGUUAAAGGGAGAAAAUAUUGGAAAAGCCAUUGUAAAAGUAAUUCCAAAAGCUUUUCCAGCUGAUGGUCCGUCUGAUGACUAA